Messenger RNA from Anopheles marshallii, 1095 nucleotides. Its product is annotated as zinc finger protein 649-like. The transcript is spliced from 3 exons. Lineage: Eukaryota; Metazoa; Arthropoda; Insecta; Diptera; Culicidae. Gene Ontology annotation, molecular function: RNA polymerase II transcription regulatory region sequence-specific DNA binding; DNA-binding transcription factor activity, RNA polymerase II-specific. The coding region runs from base 1 to 1095 and encodes 364 amino acids. Gene Ontology annotation, biological process: regulation of transcription by RNA polymerase II. The record is from RefSeq and is a predicted model, not a curated record. Gene Ontology annotation, cellular component: nucleus.
AUGGAGACGCACAGUGGAAAUGUACCUAUUGCAACAAUGCCAAGCUCGGUAGAUGAGAUAAAACAGGCGGAACAUUUGCUACCGCAGACCAACGAGUCGUACCCAAUACUGCAGGAAAGUUCCGCUGAGAUUAAAGGCACCAAAGAACCACCCAGAAAAUGUUUAAUGUGUUUGUUACCCUUCGAGGAGCUGAGUUCGAUCGGAACCGAAUCGGCGGAGGAGUUAAAACGGAUAGUGGAUAAUAUUUAUAAGAUUGCCAAAAUAGAGGUUAAACCAGCUGAUGGGAAGAUUGAACCCUUGUGUAAUGGGUGUCGUGCGAAAUUGGGCUAUGAUUAUGAUGAGGAUGCGUACUUCGAUAUGUUAAGCCAGAUGUACAACAGUGAAGCACAGUGUAAACCACCCACAAUAACAAUGCACAAUGGCAUACCGGUGCACGUGGCCGUACCGUGUGACGCAAAUCCCGACUCACCGACAUCGGGCCCCGGUGGACACUACAUCGAUGCCGCCUGUGGUACAUUCGUUGUAACCGAGCUUGGCGUAGAAGCGCUGAAUGCUGACAAGGAUGAGCUGGUGUGUGCCAUCUGUUCGAAAGCUUUCAAUUUCAAGUCCACGCUCCGGUUGCACAUCCGUAGUCACCAUCAGACGGCUCCACGGGACACGAUCGAGCUGCCAAAGCAUCCACGCAAACCGCGCACGUAUGAGUGUACCGAGUGCAACCUUAGUUUCAAGCUGAAGUACGACUUCGACAAGCACAUCGGUAGCCACAAGAAGCCAAGCAUGCACCAGUGCGAGGGCUGCUUCAAGCUGUUUAAACACAAAUCCUACUAUCUGAUGCACCGGAACUUGAAACGUUGCAAGGCACAGUUUUCGAUCGAUCUGACCAAUCCACUGGACCCGUUCUUGGCGAGGGAUGUUCCGCAGGCCGUGGGAAUGGAUCUGCCACCAGUUGCACCUUCCACCGGUCGUCGGAAGAACGGUACGGCAAAAGAUCGUACCAGCGGUUCACCUUCGCUCGGUUCCGUUUCACCAUUUCCAUUACAGUGCACCCCGGAAUUGGGUUCCCUCACGGACUGUGGCAUCAGGAAUGCCAGCUAA